AUGGCCAACGCUCGCGAGAUCCGGCGCUUGCAACGUGCUGAUGGACCCGCCGCCGUGCUGGCCAUCGGCACGGCGAACCCGCAGCACCGCUUGUCCCAGGACGAGUACCCCGAGUACUACUUCCGUGUCACCAACAGCGAGCACCUCGCGGAGCAGCAGAAACCCAUACUCAACAUGAUAUGUAAGCUUACCAGGCUAACGGGCAACGAGUGGCGUUUCGUUCACAACACGGACAAGAUGAUGAGCGCCCAUCCCGAGUUCAUCGACCGCGCAACGCCAUCCCUCGAGCAACGCCUCGCCAUCGUUGCCGUCGUUGCUCCGGAGCUCCUUGCGGCAGCCGCGACCAAGGCCAUCGCCAGCUGGGGGCGCCCGGCCACCGACAUCACCCACCUCGUCGUCGUUACCAACUCUGGAGCCGGAAGCCCGAGCGCGGACGUCCCCUUGGCCACCCUUCUGGGCCUCCGCCACAACGUCUGCCGCACGGUUCUCCAGCUCAACGGCUGCUUCGCCGGUUGCGCUGCCUUGCGCCUGGCAAAGGACCUUGCCGAGAACAACCGCGGCGCGCGCGUCCUCGUCGCCUGCGUCGAGCUCAUGAGCGUCGCCGGCUUCCGUGGCCCCACCGAAGGGGAGGACUGGGUGAACAACCUCAUCAGGAACACGGUGUUCGGUGACGGGGCGGGCGCGGUGAUCGUCGGUGCCGAUGCCGUGGAGCCUGUCGAGCGCCCGCUCUUCGAGAUGGUGUCUGCGUCGCAGACCGUGGUACCGGACACCUUGCAAGUGGUGACGGCGGAGCUCAAGACAUGCGGCCUUGAUGGGAAUGUUUCCACCAAACUGCCAAACCUGGUGGCCGACAACAUUAAACAGUGUCUACUUGAUGUCUUCAGUCCGCUUGGCAUCGAGGUCAAAUGGAAUGACCUCUUCUGGGCGGUGCACCCGGGUGCCAUGGCGAUCUUGGACAAGAUUGAGAGGGUUCUCCUGCUGGAGCCCGGGAAGCUGAUGGCCAGCCGGACCGUUGCGCGAGAAUAUGGGAACAUGCUUAGCGCCACCAUCAUCUUCGUGCUCGACGAGCAACGCCGCCGAAUGGAGGAGGAAGGAGAGUGGGCUGAGUGGGGGGCCAUGGUGGGGUUUGGACCGGGUUUUACCAUGGAGACCAUGGUGCUUCAGGCUACCAGCAACCUCAAGAAAAUUAAUUAG
This is a messenger RNA of Triticum turgidum subsp. durum (durum wheat), 1194 nucleotides long. The record is from the annotation of a GenBank genome assembly. Lineage: Eukaryota; Viridiplantae; Streptophyta; Magnoliopsida; Poales; Poaceae.